This is a messenger RNA of Penaeus monodon (black tiger shrimp), 576 nucleotides long. RefSeq names its product KRAB-A domain-containing protein 2-like. Lineage: Eukaryota; Metazoa; Arthropoda; Malacostraca; Decapoda; Penaeidae. The transcript has a single exon. The record is from RefSeq and is a predicted model, not a curated record. Bases 1 to 576 code for a protein of 191 amino acids. Gene Ontology annotation, biological process: DNA integration. Gene Ontology annotation, molecular function: nucleic acid binding.
AUGAUUAAGGAGUUACAUCGAAAAUAUGCCAACAUCACAACAAAGGCCUUGGAGCUCCUCAAAUCACUGUGUGGGGAUAGUCAGAAGAAAAGGAAAAGAUCAGUGAUCAAUGGUAUUGUGGAGCAUCCUAUCCUCAGCAAGGAAUUUGCAUCUAGGGGCCAGGUUGAUUUGAUUAACAUGCAAUCAAUGCCACACUUCAACUUUAAAUGGAUUAAACGUGCUGCAGAGGUUGCCUUUCAGCUUGUAGAUAUCUUCCUUCUCAUGGGUACCCCUGCUGUUCUACAAGGUGAUAAUGGCUCAGAGUUCACACCCAGGGUGAUUAUUAAGCUAAAAGAAAUAUGGCCAAGUCUCACCAUGGUUCAUGGGAAGCCCUAUCAUCCACAAAGUCAGGGUUCUGUGGAACGUGCGAAUGGUGACAAUAAGUAUAUGUUAGUUAUCUGGUUUGCAGACAAUAAUUCACAAGACUGGUCAGUUGGUAUCAAGUUUGUUCAGUUUCAGAAAAAUGCUGCUCACCAUUUAGGGAUAAGUGCUCUCCAUACUCUGCUAUGUUUGGUUGUGAAGCCAGAGUUGGCCUGA